ACCUGGCAGACAUGCGGGAAUCCUCUUUGUUGAUCAUCUUCAUCAUCCUGCCUCUACCACAGCAAAACAAACAGUGCAAAAUGUGUAACUGUCUUCAAGGUGGAUGCUGAGACCUGCAGACAUUCUUUAAACGCCCUCGGCUCUGCAGUGUAAUGCUCACUGGAUGUUUAUUGCGGCCAUAUCUUGUCUGUUCCAAACAAUUUUAUGAUACACAAACUUAUGCUGUAAGGAUUUUCUCCAGGACAAAGAGAAGUUAUCUUCGAGGCUGAGCUGCCAUGGGGAAGGAGAAACUCCACAUAAACAUUGUGGUAAUAGGACAUGUCGACUCAGGCAAGUCUACCACCACCGGCCACCUCAUCUACAAGUGUGGGGGCAUUGACAAAAGAACUAUUGAGAAGUUUGAGAAGGAAGCUGCUGAGAUGGGAAAAGGUUCCUUCAAAUAUGCCUGGGUUUUGGACAAGCUGAAGGCAGAGCGUGAGCGGGGCAUCACCAUCGACAUCUCUCUCUGGAAGUUCGAGACCAGCAAGUAUUACGUCACAAUCAUUGAUGCCCCAGGACACAGGGACUUCAUCAAGAAUAUGAUCACUGGGACUUCUCAGGCUGACUGUGCUGUGCUCAUCGUGGCUGCAGGUGUGGGUGAGUUUGAAGCAGGAAUUUCCAAAAACGGACAGACUCGCGAACACGCCCUUCUGGCCUACACCCUGGGAGUGAAGCAGCUCAUUGUGGGCAUCAAUAAGAUGGAUUCAACUGAGCCUAACUACAGCCAGAAGCGCUAUGAAGAGAUUGUGAAGGAAGUCAGCACUUACAUCAAGAAGAUUGGCUAUAAUCCUGACACUGUGGCUUUUGUGCCCAUCUCUGGCUGGAAUGGAGACAACAUGUUGGAGCCCAGCCCUAAUAUGACCUGGUUCAAGGGCUGGAAAAUCAACCGUAAGGAUGGUAAUGCCUCAGGUACCACACUGCUAGAAGCUCUGGAUGCCAUCCAGCCUCCUUCACGCCCCACUGACAAGCCCCUCCGUCUGCCUCUGCAGGAUGUCUACAAGAUUGGAGGCAUUGGGACCGUACCAGUAGGCCGAGUUGAGACAGGAAUCUUAAAACCUGGCAUGGUGGUGACCUUUGCUCCCGUCAACGUGACCACUGAGGUCAAGUCUGUGGAGAUGCACCAUGAGGCCCUGACUGAAGCGCUGCCUGGUGACAAUGUGGGAUUCAAUGUCAAGAAUGUGUCUGUCAAAGAUAUUCGCCGUGGUAAUGUGGCUGGAGACAGCAGGAGCGACCCGCCACAGGAGGCAGCAGGCUUUGUCUCUCAGGUGAUUAUCCUGAACCAUCCUGGUCAGAUCAGCGCUGGGUACGCCCCAGUGCUGGACUGCCACACUGCACACAUCGCAUGCAAGUUUGCAGAGCUCAAGGAAAAGAUCGACCGCCGCUCUGGCAAGAAGCUCGAAGACAAUCCUAAAUUCCUUAAGUCUGGAGAUGCUGCCAUCGUUGACAUGGUCCCUGGCAAGCCCAUGUGUGUGGAGAGCUUCUCUGAGUACCCACCACUGGGGAGAUUUGCAGUCCGUGACAUGCGUCAGACUGUGGCAGUGGGAGUGAUCAAAGGUGUGGAAAAGAAAGCUCCCACUAGUGGUAAGAUCACCAAGUCCGCACAGAAGGCACAGAAGGUCAAAUGAACGUUGUGCUGGGCUGCUGCCCCAAACGCUCACCGAGACCGAAGACACAUUUGCACCCUGCUCCUUCUGCACACCAUCGUCAAUGUCUGGUCUAUUAUCACAAUGCAUCGCAAAAGCAGACGUAGGAAAAAAAUAACUUGCCAACUACUAGUGAUUAACAUGUUACCACUGUUGUAUGUAGGUUUUAUUGUCACACAGUUUGUGGCGAAACAACACAACUCAUUUGUGUUAUUGUUCUCUGGUUGUGUGUUGUUGUAGUUUGAGAUAGGCUGUUUGUUGAUAUAGCCAACAAACUUACUUUCUUAGCACUAGUAACAAGCGAGGUGUUCUGUUGGAGUAAUGCUCGGUGUUCUAGCUUUAAAAGAGAUAUGCUAACUAGCCACAGGUAGAUUGGCUUCUUGCAUGUUAGCGCCUUAGAAAAAUAAGCUCCUGUAAACUUCCGAUAACUGAAAUCUUCAUGCCCAGCACUUUGCUUGACGUAGACUUCCUUGCACUUUUAAAUGUUACUUGUUGCUGUUAAGUUCAUGCACCUACCUGAACAUACAUUCAUAAAAGUAAAGAUGCUGACAACAGCAA
Notolabrus celidotus (New Zealand spotty) is the source of this 2240-nucleotide messenger RNA. Its product is annotated as elongation factor 1-alpha 1-like. NCBI's taxonomy places the organism in Eukaryota, Metazoa, Chordata, Actinopteri, Labriformes, Labridae. Gene Ontology annotation, molecular function: GTP binding; translation elongation factor activity; GTPase activity. Bases 276 to 1664 code for a protein of 462 amino acids. The record is from RefSeq and is a predicted model, not a curated record. The transcript is spliced from 8 exons. Gene Ontology annotation, biological process: translational elongation; translation.